UGUGAACAAUAGUGAGAUCAAUCGUGACAUCUGUCUUGGGGGUUGGGUGGGUGGUCUGGCCAUGGCGGCGCGGCCCGUUUGGCCCGAGGCCGUUUGGCCCGAGGCCGUUUGGCCAGCCCAUGAUGCUGCGAUGCCGCAGCGGCCCGCAGCGGCCGACUGUCUUCCUGGGGGCCAGUGGCGCGCGACAGCUGGAGCUCGCAUUGUCGACUCAUGCUCGCGUCGGUUCUGAUGGCGGCCUGCUGUUCCCGAAGUGUGCGUUAUUCCAAGUGGUUGUAGAUAUAUGCAACGUGCACCCAGACAGCGCCCGCCAGUGCAUCAGGAAGGCCGAGAGAUCUCCCGGGCUGCCUGACUCUGGUUCUGAUGAUCACUAUCCGGUGGCAGUGGUGAUGCUCUCAUUGUCUGCGGGGGGGAUCGACAUCCGAUCUGACUUGUGGGACAGGCAGGUUCGUGCCGCGUUGGCUGCUGCCCCCUCCUUGCACCAACCUCUCGUGGCGCUGCCCGCGCCCGACCCAGAGACAGCGAUGGUUGCCGCGAUUCCCGCGGCGCUGAGCGCGGAGAUCGUACCUGUGCGCAGGCGCGCGCCCACGAUGACCGAGGAGGACUACCUGCGUCUCGACCCGACCGUCAUGGCCAAG
Molecule: messenger RNA, 635 nt
Organism: Prorocentrum cordatum
Lineage: Eukaryota; Dinophyceae; Prorocentrales; Prorocentraceae
Source: the annotation of a GenBank genome assembly